AUGACCAAGUGGGCUCUGCUGGUGCUGAUGGUCCUGACAUUGGGCAGGGUCCUGCUUGUCCCAGCGACCCCUAUCCCAGCCUUCCAGCUCAUCCCUCAGAACUUUCCCCAGGCCACUCCCUGCCCUGUGGCCUCGGAGAGUCCCUCAGCCAGCGCCACAGGCCCCUCUGCUGCUUGGGGCCACCCCAACCCUGACCCCCACCCUGGUCCCCGCAUCACCCUCUCCCUGGAUGUCCCCGUCGGCCUCCUGCAGAUCUUACUGGAGCAGGUCCGGGCCAGGGCUGCGAGGGAGCAGGCUGCUGCCAACGCUCGCAUCCUGGCCCAUGUUGGCCGCCGCUGA
This is a messenger RNA of Equus quagga, 339 nucleotides long. It is a transcript of the gene UCN2, whose product is annotated as urocortin 2. Gene Ontology annotation, molecular function: corticotropin-releasing hormone receptor 2 binding; hormone activity. Lineage: Eukaryota; Metazoa; Chordata; Mammalia; Perissodactyla; Equidae. Gene Ontology annotation, biological process: hormone-mediated signaling pathway; adenylate cyclase-activating G protein-coupled receptor signaling pathway; digestion. The coding region runs from base 1 to 339 and encodes 112 amino acids. The transcript has a single exon. The record is from RefSeq and is a predicted model, not a curated record. Gene Ontology annotation, cellular component: extracellular region.